CUUAAUUUACUGGCCCGGUGGCCUGGUGGAUAAAGCUCCCGCUUCACACACGGAGGGUCCGGGUUCGAUUCCCGGCGGGUGGAAACAUUUCGACACGUUUCCUUACACCUGUUGUCCUGUUCACCUAGCAGCAAAUAGGUACCUGGGUGUUAGUGGACUGGUGUGGGUGGCAUCCUGGGGGACAAGAUUAAGGACCCCAAUGGAAAUAAGUUAGACAGUCCUCGAUGACGCACUGACUUUCUUGGGUUAUCCUGGGUGGCUAACCCUCCGGGGUUAAAAAUCCGAACGAAAUCUUAUCUUAUCUUAUCUUACUUUUGGUUAGAAAAUAUGAUUGGGAUUGAAUAAUAAAGUUUGAGGUUGUGGUUGACGAUGUUGUAACAUAAGCGACCACCAGCAGUUUGUUGUGUUGGCAACGGCUGAGUCUGGGGGUCAACCCAUCCACAUUUUUUGAUGUUUUUCCCGUAGUUUAGUGGUGUAGAGGACGCCAUGUGGUACUCCAUUAUAUUUCUGACACUGGUGGUGCGGGUUUCAUGGAGUUUUUAUGUGCCUGGAGUAGCACCGGUGGAGUUUAAGAGGAAAGAUGCUGUGGAUGUUAAGGCUGUCAAGAUGACGAGUUCCCAGACACAACUUCCUUAUGAAUAUUAUUCCCUCCAGUUAUGUCGCCCUCAAAAUGGCACAAUUUACAAGUCUGAGAACCUAGGGGAGGUACUAAGGGGGGACAGGAUCGUCAAUACCCCUUAUGAUGUGAAAAUGGCUGUUAAUACCCCAUGCAGAUUACUCUGUCAUCACGUUAAUGACCCUAUUAUAUGGAAUGAGAAAGAGGCUAAAGAGGUGGCUAAUAGGAUCAGACAUGAGUAUUAUGUUCAUUUAUUGGUCGAUAACCUGCCCUGCGCCACGAAAUUUACCAUGAUGGAUACCCACGAACAAGUCUACGAACGGGGCUAUAAGCUCGGGUAUAUCUAUAACGAUAAAGUCUAUGUUAAUAACCACCUGCGUUUUAUCCUCUCGUAUCAGACGGAUGAUAACGUCAACUUCCGUGUGGUUCGGUUUGAAGUCGAGGAGAGUAGCGUCAGUCUCUCCGAGAUAAAGGAAACAGAUGGUCACUGCUCUUUCCCUGAGAAGCACAAUCCCCAAGAAGUGAAGGAGAUAGGAGCUACCGAUGUUGUUUUCACUUACUCAGUGGAAUGGCAAGAAUCUACAGUGAGGUGGGCCUCUCGCUGGGACAUCUACCUCCAAAUGACAGACGUUCAAAUACAUUGGUUCUCCAUCGUUAAUUCUCUAGUAGUGGUGUUCUUCCUCUCUGGCAUUCUCACCAUGAUCAUGAUCCGUACUCUGCGGCGAGAUAUUGCCAGAUAUAAUGCCGAUGAAAGUUUGGAAGAAACUCUGGAAGAGUCAGGAUGGAAGCUGGUGCAUGGUGAUGUUUUCCGACCUCCCCGCUACCCCAAGCUCUUCUCUGCUCUAGUGGGCUCUGGCAUGCAGAUCUUCUGUAUGGCACUCAUUACCAUCAUACUAGCUAUGUUUGGCAUGCUCUCCCCUGCGUCUCGUGGUGCUCUCAUGACCGCUGGCAUCUUGCUCUAUGUCUUCAUGGGUCUCGUCGCUGGUUAUAUGUCUGGUCGACUGUACCGCACUCUCCGCGGACAUCAGUGGAAAUCUGCAGCGUUUUGGACAGCCACCCUUUACCCUGCUUUUGUAUUUAGCACUGGAUUUUUCUUGAAUUUCUUCAUUUGGGGAAAACAGUCUAGUGGAGCAGUGCCAUUCACAACAAUGAUGGCAUUAUUGUCACUGUGGAUCUGCGUCUUGGUGCCUCUUACGUUCAUCGGUUACUUCUUUGGAUUUCGAAAACAGCCUUACGAGCACCCAGUUCGUACCAACCAGAUACCACGACAAGUACCAGAGCAAGUUUGGUACAUGCAUCCUGUGUUGUGCCUGCUUAUGGCAGGUGUACUGCCUUUUGGAGCCAUGUUUAUUGAAUUGUUCUUCAUCUUGUCUGCAAUUUGGGAGAACCAGUUUUAUUACUUAUUUGGGUUCUUGUUCCUGGUGUUCUUGAUCCUUGUCAUCUCAUGUGGCCAGAUCAGCGUAGUGAUGGCAUACUUUCAGCUAUGUGGCGAAGAUUAUCACUGGUGGUGGCGCAGCCUUAUCACUUCUGGUGGGUCAGCCGUGUACGUUGCUGCUUACUCCAUUUUCUACCUAACUACUAAGCUGGAGAUCACAGAGUUUGUUCCGCUCUUGCUGUAUUUUGGCUACACCACAAUUAUGGUUAUGACUUUCUGGUUACUUACUGGAACAGUUGGCUUUUAUGCAGCAUAUCUCUUUAUUAGGAAUAUCUAUGGAGCAGUCAAAAUUGACUAAGAGUCCCAGCUUCAAAACCAUGUAUAGGAAAACAGACAUUACCCUCUUCUUUCUUUUUUUUUUUUUUUUUUUUUUUGUCCCACUGUGCUAUAUACACAAGCAUCAAAUUUAAUAAAUGGUAAUACAAUACACUGAUUGCAAUUUGUUUUAAAUUAAUGCUUUUAUUUAAUAAAAAACAUGCUUAAAUGGCAUAUUAUGACCAAUUUAUUAUUCGUUGGAAGGUCAUUCUCAAGUUCGUCUUCAUAAAAGUUAAUGGGAUUACCAAUAUCUGCAGAAUGUCAUUUAAAAAUAAGUUCCUUUUGUGAUAAGGAAUAGGUUCAAUUAAGAUCCUCUGGUUGUGAAAUGAGACAAAAUGUCGGUUCAUUUUGAGAUUACAAGCCAUUCAGAGGAACCAUGGGUGUAUUUUAAGGCAGUUUUGAGAUGGCAAUUUAUACCUUAAGGGAAUUGAUCAUCAUGCAAUUUUUUUGCCGUUGUAUUUAUCUUGAUAGUAUAAUUUAAACAAAAUGCUCAGUCUGCAUGUUUUAUAAGUGAAAAUAUAAAUGAUUAAUCCUGCCAAAUAACCUUCAGAUAUUAAUACUAGCUCCUGUCAGUCAUAUCAGAUACGAUAUUUUUGAGUUAGUCUUGGGCAUUUACCAUAGUGAAAGCAGCCAUGAAUGUUGCUGAAGGCAAAAUUUUGGAAAGUUUGCUACAGCCUCCAGGAUACGAAAUGUGAUGGUAGAAUUACCAGCAAAAUAAGUAAAUGGAUGCAGAGGCAACUAAUGUGGCAUUUUAUUGUGGCAACGUUUCGCUUUCCAGGAGUUUUGUCAAGUCGUUACGGCUUGACAAAGCUCCUGGAGAGCGAAACGUUGCCACAAUAAAAGGACACACAUGCAACUAACGUGACAUUUUAUUGUGGCAACGUUUCACUUUCCAGGAGCUUUGUCAAGUCGUUAUGGCUUGACAAAGCUCCUGGAGAGCGAAACGUUGCUAUGAUAAAAUAUCUCAUUAAUUGCAUCUGUGUCCAUUUACCUAACACUACUACAUUAGUUAUCUUGGUCUGUUAUCUUAGCAACAGCAGUAGUAACAAGCACACACAAACACACACUAUGUUUCGUCUUUACGUAUAAAUCCUCAGAUAAGAUUGAGUGGUGGUGAUGACAGUAUCAUGUGGUAAGGGAAGAUCAAAAUUAUUUAGAAGAUAUACUCUCACGUUUUCUUUAAUAUUAGGGUUCACUUCAUAUAUAUGACAGCUUUUUACAACUAACCCACAGUUUGAAGAAGGAAGUAGAAUGGCAUCUUGGUCCUUGUCAAGUUGCAAGUAAACUGUAAAGUUUUCUCUUCAAUUUGUGGGAUAGUUAUGAAUUGUUUCACUUAUGAUAUUGUGACUUGAUUCUUCUUCAGUUGGGUAGUAACCCUUUCUCCUGUAUAAAUUACUAUAUUUAAAAAGAGAAACAUUUCUUUUUCUUUUUAGGUCACCCUGCCUCGGUGGGAUGUGGCCAAUUUGUUAAAAAAUUCAUUUUGUGUGUUAAAUGACAGUUUAGACAUAUUACUGUAUUUUAGUGUGUUUUAUAGUAUUUCAGUCUAAUAAUUGGUCAAUUAGUGUCAGAGGUAGUCCUUAGCAGUGGCAUAGUGGCUUACUACCUGAUAUUUCUCCUUGUACUCUGCAGUGCCUCUCAUAGAUGGUAUUCAGUAUCUGGUCUACUCACUUUCUUCCCUGUUCUUUCUUUCAGUGCACUGGCCGUAUCCCAUCGAGACUUUCUUCUCUAUUCUCGUUAUUUUGCACUUAUUGGGUCAGAAGGCUAGUGGCAAGCAACUUGCUUUUCCAUGUCUCUGGGCCUCCUAGUUCUCACAGUCAGUAUCUCUACUUAUUGCUGUGUUUUGAGGGGCCCUAACCACCCAGUGGUGAUAGAGGUUGGUUGGGGUUCAAGACUGGGAAAUCUGGGGGCAGACAUGCACUUAAACUUGGUUGGGAAUGGGGAAGGUGAUACUGAUGGGUGAAAGAAGAGAACUGGGGUUUUAGCAGUAGUGGUACUGGGAGGGAGUAUGUGUAAAAUACAUCUGUUGUCAAUGGGGUGUAACAUCAUUGUGGUGGUGGGGAUGGAUGGUUGAGAUGCUGUGGAAUGUGGUAGUAGCUUGUUGCUAAGACUGGAAUGGGAAAAGUUUAUUGCUGUUAGGUUUAUGGGUUAUGGUGUUGGAAUGAUUGGGGAGGGAAGUUAAGAAAGAGUAUGGGAGAUGUAUGGAGUUCAAGCAUGCUUUCUGCAGGGGUUUUACUGUAGAGGGAAGAUGCCAGAGUUGUGUGGGAUUAUUGGAAGUAAGACAGUGGUGAAGGACUGGGGGAAGUGGAGUAAAAUGUAAUGCUGUGUAUGGGGUUUAGGUGAAGAGAAUGGGUUAUGUUCUUAGGCUUAGUUGUAAUAUUUCCAUGUUCUCCUCCCUUGGAAAGUGUUGUCUUCUGGAUUUUUUUUCCCUAAAUAUUGUACUUUUUAAUUUGACACCUGUUUCUAUUGAUAGUUUCUCUUCUGUGUUCUCAUUAUUGAAUGUGAAGGAUUUUAGUUUCUUCCCCAGCAUUUUUUUUUUUUUUGUUCCUUUCAGUUUUUGUUAAAACAAUAUACUUAAUGGUCUUCUCUUACAUUACCAAAUGUUCCAUUUAAAAAAAAAAACUACCCACCACUUCUGUCAUCUGCCAUCUUGUGAAAUAUUUCCGUUAUAACUCUCCUGGCUGAGGUUUGUUUCUUCUGGCUUGCAGGUCAUGACCACAGAUGAUAUAUGCCUGGGGUCUUUCUCUUAGUCCUUAACUUCCCCAGCUUCUGCUUCUAGUCCUUUUGUAUCCCUCUAAUGACAUCCCAGAUUUUUUAUUUCUGUGCAUUUGUCAGACUUGCAUUCACUCUGUCUUCAUCCUCAUGUUCUUCUCUUUUAAUUUAUUUUUGUACCCCUUGCCCUCUUUCUCUAUUACAUUGUCUUUCCUCAUCCUGUCUACCUUGUUCGUCAGUGGUCUUAUGUCAUUUUCCCUUCUUUGAUAUCUUACAUUUUGUUACAGUUCUCUUCCAAGAGGACUGUGGGAUGGUGUCAAAUGAAAGGUUCUAUCUCAUCAACCAUUUCAUUGACAGAUCUAAAACUUAACCAAACUUAAUUUGAGACAUGUAAGAUUCAGUACACCGAGUUUCAUCAAAAUCCAUGAUGGUCAGGUAGGGUACUUUUCUAAAAUCAGACCACUUGACAUGGAAUGACCCUUGGGUAACUUGCCACUAAUUUCCCUACCUUCUCUUUCAUAUUUUUGACCUGUUUUUUUUUUUUUAUAUUAUCCUCAAACUGCAGCCAUCCUAAUCCAUUCAUCCAAAGUCUUCCCACCUACAUUGUCACUCAUAGAUUCAUUCUUCGUUAAUCCUAUGUACUGUAAUUGUAUUUGUCCUUACAUUUCUGCCCUUUCUUAUGUUAUUUUUUCCUGCUAUGUUUACCUAUUCGAGCAUUUGACACUGAUGGGGCUUCCAGCCUUGUUUCACUUCUGUUAACUUGUAUUCCUGUGUGACAUGGCCAACUUUGAAAUAGCAUUGAGCUAUAUGGACUGAAAAAUGCUGAAACAUUUCUUCACAACAUUCUCUAGACCAAAAUUAGAAUGCCAUGGUGUACACACCUAAGAAAAAAGAUAAAUAAGUUAGUCUCAAGAGAAAUUAUGAAAUGGCUCUCUCAAAAAUUUUGCAUCCGUUGACAACAAUGGUGGUCUGAGUUGGUUCACAAUAAAUUGCUUUCUGUUAAACCACGUUUGGGUUUCUGGCCUUCUUCUUACCAUUGCUGCUGUGUUUGAGAGACUACGUUCUCCCUCUCCGUAUUGGACACACAUCUCAUGGAAAAAUUCUGGCCACCACUCUUAUGAGGAUUGCCAAGUUAUGUUGUCAGUUAACUGUCUCUUUAUGGAUUGUCCUGUCUAUCAGUGGACAAGCAGAACUCACUUAUGACAUCUCCACUGCCCUAAUGCACUUACCCUACCUGACCUCACUAAAAGUCCCACCCUUGAUGCUGACAACCUUUUUGACCUUUUAACACCACUAAAUUAUGGCACCACCUUUCAUUAUAUUUUUACCGUUAGUACUCUCCACUAUCCCCACUAAACCUGUCAUGCACACUCCUACCCCACACUAGUCUAUGUCGUCUGCAUAUUUCUUUACCACCUCCCACCUUGCAGUGCUGUAUGCCCAUUUUGGGUUUAGAGCUUAGGAUUAUUAUUAUUAUUAUGAAGUGACUUCUAGAACUAGAUAAAAUGUAAGUUGAUAAAAAAAGCUGAAGGUUGUCAAGGGAUAUGAAAGAAUUUACAAGGAAGACUUCUUGAUUCCUUUAGCAGACAGAACAAAAGGGUCAUAACUGUAAAUUGAGACACUUAUGCAACAUAUGGCUUCAUCAGUCCACUACAAAGCAGAAAGGUGUAAGGAGAGGAAUAGUUUGAGGUAAUCAGUCCCUCAGCCUGGAGUCGAUGUGUUCAGUCCAUCAGUCUUGUAGAAAGAUUGAUGGACUAAACACAUUGACUCCAGGCUGAGGGGCUGAUUACCUCAAACUACUCCUCUUCUUACACCAGUCUGCUUUGUAUUGGACUGAUGAAGUCACUGUAGUGAAAUGUUUCUUCAAUAAAGAUUCCCAUAUGUUGCAUAAGUGUCUCAAUCUUCAGCUUGUCAGUUUUUAACUGUUUAUCACAUAACUGUAAACUAAGAAAUACGAGCUGCCUCGAACUAAGAAAGAAGAGUUCCCUAAAUGAUAUUAGAAAGUUUUUAUUUGCAAAUAGAAGCAGAAUUGGAAUGGUUUACAAGAUGAGGUAAUAAGUGCUUCAGCCGCUGUAUGCUUCAGUUUUUUCUUACGACAUUAACCCUUAAACUGUCCAAACGUAGAUCUGUGUUGACAUACGUAGCGCUCUGACCUUAAUUUUCCCCAUUUGAAAGCAUGUAAAAUCAGACAUAGAUCUAUGUUCGGAGCACUACACACAUCAACAUAGAUCUACAUUUGAACAGUUUAAUGGUUAAAUACUAAAAAUGGGGCACCACAAAUAAUCAAACUCUUGAGAUUUCCGUCACUGCUAUUCCUGUCUCUUGGAUUAUUGCCUUCAUACAUUGGCCUCUCUGUCUUGCUGCUCUUGACAGAUUCUCCUCUGAAUCAGUCCUCGUUACUGAAUUUCUUUAACAUUACUCUUCACUAAUAAUCUCUGUACCCUAUGAAGUUUUUCAGUUUAGUCCUUUCUAGUGCAAAACUCUGGUUUUUCCAUUCCUGUGCUUAGAUGAAAUGACUAAAUAUUUAUAUAAAUUACUGGCAGUUACGGUGCAAUAAUGAUCAAAUAAUCAUUGUGUAUGUGUGUGUGUUCAUGCAUUUAACCACCCUAAGUUCAGACUGCAUGGGGCCAGAAAGCCUCUGGCCUUUAUUUGCCUUAAAAUUUAAAGGAAUAAUUCCAAGACAAUAUUACAGUAAAAAUCCAACAUGAAAAUGGUACUGUAUUGCAAAUACAUGGUGUCCUUAUCAUAUUGAAAAUAUAUGUAUAACAUACAAGUUAUGUUAGGGAAGGUUGUAGCUUAAAAUAUUGGUAACUAACAUUAAAAUUUCUUCAAAAAUAUGUUAGAAUGUCUCAUUGCCACAUAGGUAUGUUUGUAUUAACCCUUGUUUUUAACAUUUGUUAAUAAUAAUGCCUUAAAAAACACUAUUAUGUGUUAGGUAAGGUAAUGAGGUAAAACACUGGCAUCAAACACUAAAAUUUCUUACAAAAUGAGAGAUGUUGACAUGGAUGCUCUAAAGUCAUCAAGUGUAUACACCUAAACUCCUUUUAUCACUAGUAAUUUCAGUGUGUGCUUCGCUAUAUACUAGCAUAUACACAAGGGUUAUGGCUAUAAAUAUUGCCAUAAUCAUUCUUUAUGAUAGUUGCCAUUUGCAUUCUAUCUAUACAAACAUGACUGGUUGGGGCAGAAGCUAGUUGGUUUAUAGCUGCACUUGCCCCCUCUUACAGCUAAUGCCUACCAGGUCAUGCUGCAGCGCUGAUAGCUGGACCUCUCCAGACUGAGUACCAAAUGUCAGAAUUCCUCUGAACUAAAUGACCAUAUAUUCAGAGUACUCUGCCAACUUUCUGAUUCUACGAGGAAUUGGGCUCCUAAGUUUGGGUGUUCGACUGUGCUAUUGGUUGCUUGACGAUACUGCUUAGUCUGAAUAAAUCGUAUUAACCUUUGCCUGAUCAUUAUAGCUGUAGGAAAAAAUACAAAACUUAAAAAAACUGUAAGCGUAAAUUUCUCAGCCCUCUGGCUCUCCAUCUCUAAGAAAAAAAAUGGCUUGAACCCCCUAAGAAAAAAUGAUAAUUUUUUUACUGUGUUCUUGGCACGGAGACUCUUUGUGUGCGUGUGUGAUUUUCAUUAUGGCGUUUGUACUGUGUUGUAUUGUACUUGUCACAUGUUGUACUGGUCUUUUUGAACAAUAAUUGUGAGUUAACUGGUGUUGAUUUUGGCAGGUAAAAGUUAAGAUAGUUUUAAUCAAACUUGGGCUUGGUAAUAAGUAAUAAAACCCAUUUUUAAUCAAAUUUUCUCAAAAGGAAAGUAACCGGCUUCUACGCUCAAAAACUUUGACUUUAGGAGUUUGAACUUCGAAAUUUAAUGUCGAUAUUUUUUGUAUGUAUGUGCUAAUACAUCAUAAGGGCAUUUUGAAAUAUACUCUUCAGUAUUAUUUAACUUGUAAUAGUCAAGCUGCAGAAUUAUUUUGAGGUUGUUGUCGCUGAUAAGGUUCUACUUGCCUCUUAUAGGCCUUGCCUUAGUUUGAAUUUACUGUUCAGUUUAUUAUUUAGUAAAUGGACGUAUUUCUCAGUGCACCUAGCAUAAGUAAACAAGAAAAAUACACACUUUUUAAUAUUUAUUCAACAUUAAAUGACCUUCAUGGGUUUAGAGCUUUCCAUGAAUAUAAUUACAGUGGACCCCUCAAAUUUCAUCAUCCAUUUUCUUUAUAUAAAACUAUAGUUAUUCUCUAUCAAAUAUAUUUUUUGUUAAUAUUUUUGGGUGUCUGGAAUGGAUAAAUUGGAUUUACAUUGUUUCUUAUGGGAAAUAUUAACAAAAAAUACAUUUUAUAGAGAAUAACUAUAGUUUUACAUACAGAAAAGGCAUGAUAAAAUUCGAGGCUCCACUAUACUAAUGAAUAUUUUCAUCAAUGACAUUCCAAACUGUGUAUUGAGAACUUCUUUAAAUAUUUAUUGGUUUACUUUGGCCCCCAAAAAUAUUUUCAGUCAAAUUAAUUCCCCCCCCCCCCAAGUAGUCUGGGUCUUGAUAACAUGUUUAAUUCAUGUGUAGGACAGUAUAUAUGUGAAAUUAAGGAGAAAAAUAUUUUUUGUAUACACGUAAUAAAUAUUUAACCCGUGUGAUAUAAAGUGAAUGACGAAGCCAGAUUUCAGUUUGGCGGUGUAUUAUUUUCUAUAGAACGAAUGUCAGAAUUUGUGAAUGUUUCUGAAACUUCUCAUAUUUUGAGAUAUAUUACUAGACACUACCAUACUCCUUCAUGCAUGAAACGAUGAUUUCAAAAAUCAAUUGUCUCUAACAUUACACACAGCAGCUCAAUCUGUUGCAGUUGUUUAGGAUGCUUAGCAUAGUUUUUAAAACCGUUAUGGAACUACAGUAGGUCUAUGAGUUGAAACUAAUAUUUUAUUUUACACUAUGUUUUAUUGUAGAUAUAAAAAUGUUGAUAUUUUUAAUGGAUAUGCCCUUAUUUUCUAAUUAUUUAUUUUUAUUGGAAUAGAUAUGUGCAGAAUUUUUUGGGCUGGCUGUAUCCUAUAAUGUUGACUGUUUAGAAAUUUAUGUUUAAUGAUUUUCAUUGCACUUUGUGAUAUUAAAAGGAAUAAUAAUGAAA
Cherax quadricarinatus is the source of this 10170-nucleotide messenger RNA. RefSeq names its product transmembrane 9 superfamily protein member 4 (gene TM9SF4). The record is from RefSeq and is a predicted model, not a curated record. Gene Ontology annotation, biological process: protein localization to membrane. Gene Ontology annotation, cellular component: membrane. NCBI's taxonomy places the organism in Eukaryota, Metazoa, Arthropoda, Malacostraca, Decapoda, Parastacidae.